CCGUCAGGGGCCCGGUGGUCGCCGCGAGUCUCGUGGUGGAUAUGCGGGGUUGGAGCGGAGACUGGAAUUUGAUGAAGCUACCAAGGAAACGGGAAAGAGCAGCCCAAAUAUCUUGCUGUUUCUUUUCCACCUCUGCUUUUUUCUAGAUACACUCUAACAGUAAAUUAGAAAACAGCUUGUUUUCAUCUCAGGUGUAAGGCAAUUGAGGUAUUGGGAGGUUAAACAUACAUGGUACAGUUGCUUAGAAUCAAAGGAGCUAGCUUAAAGGGGGCAGAUUAUGUGUGAUUGGGACUCUUAAAAUGAUUUCACAUAUGAAUAUGUGUGAAUAAAAAGACGUACUAAUUGUUAGGGCCUAGAUACUGGUAUGCUUAUUAUAAAGGAAAAUGUACUGAAUAGUCCUGUGCAGGAAAGAUUCUUGAAACAGUUACCCAGUAUAUUGUGUGGAAACAAGUUAAGGAAAUUGGGGGGAUAUUCUAUAAAGAGGUCUUCCAAAAACUAAAAGAAGAGUAAACAGAAACUAGGCUGAAUAUUAAAGAUGGAAUAUACAUGCAGCAUUGUAAGGGAUAAUGAAUUUGCGUUCACAGAGGGACUAUGUUGUCUUUAAGAUCUUCCAAUAUUCACAAAGUCAGUGCAGGUCAGCAAAGCGUGAAUGCAUAUCCAUCCAUGUUGGCCAGGCUGGUGUUCAGAUUGGCAAUGCAUGUUGGGAAUUGUAUUGUCUUGAACAUGGGAUCCAGCCUGAUGGUCAAGUGCCUAGUGAUAAUACUAUGGGACGUGGAGAUGAUUCAUUUAACACUUUCUUCAGUGAGACAGGAGCUGGUAAACAUGUUCCGAGAGCAGUGUUUGUAGACCUAGAACCAACCGUAGUUGAUGAAGUACGUACAGGCACGUACAGGCAGUUAUUCCAUCCUGAGCAGCUCAUUACUGGGAAAGAAGAUGCAGCCAAUAAUUAUGCCAGAGGCCAUUAUACCAUUGGAAAAGAGAUUGUUGAUCUAGUGCUGGACCGCAUUCGCAAACUGGCUGACCUGUGCACAGGGCUGCAAGGCUUUCUUAUCUUUCAUAGUUUUGGUGGAGGCACUGGUUCAGGGUUUGCAUCACUGCUCAUGGAAAGGCUAUCUGUUGACUAUGGCAAGAAAUCUAAACUGGAGUUUGCAAUUUAUCCAGCACCACAAGUUUCCACUGCUGUAGUGGAACCCUACAACUCAAUUCUAACUACUCACACAACAUUAGAGCAUUCAGACUGUGCCUUUAUGGUAGAUAAUGAAGCCAUUUAUGAUAUAUGUCGUCGUAACCUGGACAUUGGCCGUCCUACUUACACCAAUUUAAACCGAUUAAUUGGGCAAAUUGUUUCAUCCAUCACAGCUUCACUGCGUUUUGAUGGAGCCCUCAAUGUAGAUCUGACAGAAUUUCAAACUAACCUGGUUCCAUACCCACGAAUCCAUUUCCCCUUGGUAACAUAUGCCCCCAUCAUCUCCGCUGAAAAAGCAUAUCAUGAGCAGUUAUCUGUGGCUGAAAUUACCCAUGCUUGCUUUGAACCAGCCAACCAGAUGGUCAAAUGUGACCCUCGCCAUGGCAAAUACAUGGCCUGCUGCAUGUUAUACAGAGGCGAUGUUGUGCCCAAAGAUGUCAAUGCAGCCAUUGCCACUAUCAAGACUAAACGUACCAUUCAGUUUGUGGAUUGGUGCCCAACUGGAUUUAAGGUGGGCAUUAACUACCAGCCUCCAACUGUGGUGCCAGGUGCUGAUCUUGCCAAGGUGCAGCGGGCUGUGUGUAUGCUGAGUAACACAACUGCUAUUGCAGAAGCAUGGGCUCGGCUCGACCACAAAUUUGAUCUCAUGUAUACUAAGCGUGCCUUUGUGCAUUGGUAUGUUGGGGAGGGAAUGGAGGAAGGAGAAUUUUCUGAAGCCCGGGAAGACCUGGCUGCCCUUGAGAAAGAUUAUGAAGAAGUUGGCCUAGACUCAGUAGAAGCAGAGGCUGAAGAAGGAGAUGAAUAUUGAGAAAACUAAAGCCUGGAAAAAUCUAUUUACCAAAAAAAAAUAAAAAAUUGCAGAACCCUGUUUGUUUGUUUUCAGAUGUGCUUCCAAAUAAAGUUCUAAAGAUUAUACUGCUGCUUUUUUAUUUUUUUUUCUUCACUAUUAAUGUGCAUAUUCAUGAAGGAAGGACAAUUUGAGAUUGCAGAUUUUGGUAGCGGAUCUGUUACCUGCUUUAAAAGUACAUAGUAAUUUUUACCUUCCUACAUUAGCAUUUACUACUAUGCUCACAUGAAUAGAGCUUUAGAAGCAGCUUUAUCAUAGGACAUAUGGCUUGUGCAAAAAGUGCUGACCCAGCCAGUUACAGCAUGGUGCUAACAACACCAAGGUUGUGGUUUCAGUCCUCAUAUAGGCCCUUUAGCUGAGUGAUCCUUGAGGGAAUAUUCUGUGAAAUAACUAGACUUUUGUUUGGGGGAGGGGGGUGUUGGCUAUUAAGAAAGAAUUGCUGCAUUUAAGUACGAAAAAUAUCUGCUUUUGAUGCUAGGAGACUCGAAGAACCCAGGUUUCAGUAGUCUAAUGCAUUAGGCACGUUUCUGCUGGCAGUAGCAGCUCCAAGCUGUGCCCAAGCGAAAGCUGCUCUGCACACAAACCAUGG
Passer montanus (Eurasian tree sparrow) is the source of this 2622-nucleotide messenger RNA. RefSeq names its product tubulin alpha-3 chain. Lineage: Eukaryota; Metazoa; Chordata; Aves; Passeriformes; Passeridae. Gene Ontology annotation, biological process: microtubule cytoskeleton organization; mitotic cell cycle. Bases 567 to 1994 code for a protein of 475 amino acids. The transcript is spliced from 5 exons. Gene Ontology annotation, molecular function: structural constituent of cytoskeleton; GTP binding. The record is from RefSeq and is a predicted model, not a curated record. Gene Ontology annotation, cellular component: cytoplasm; microtubule.